Molecule: messenger RNA, 552 nt
Organism: Funneliformis geosporum
Lineage: Eukaryota; Fungi; Glomeromycota; Glomeromycetes; Glomerales; Glomeraceae
Source: the annotation of a GenBank genome assembly
AUGAGUGAUACGGGUUCAUCCAUAACUGAUUUUGGUAUGUGUAAACCAUUAUUACAGGAUUUAUCCCAAGGAAACAAGGUUUAUGGAGUGCUCCCAUAUGUGGCACCUGAAGUGUUAAAGGGAAAGAAUUAUACUCAGGCGUCUGAUGUUUAUUCCUUUGGAAUUAUCAUGAUAGAAGUAAUUACAGGGUUUCCACCUUUUUAUGACUUUCCGCAUAACGAAAAUCUUGCAAUAAGUAUAUGCGAAGGCUUACGUCCUACAAUUGGACGUAAAAUUCCCAAGCUGGUCGCAACAUUGAUUGAUCAAUGCUUGGACGCAGAUCCCACCAAACGAAUUUCCGCUGAACAAUUGAAAUCUACUUUAGAUCAAUAUUAUACGGAUGUGGAUUAUAAUGACGAGGAUUCAAUAAUUUGUAAGCAAGUCAAAUCAUGCGCUGAAUAUGACCCAAAUUAUAAUCCAGGCAUAGUUUCAGGAGAAACCAAACAACUUGAACUCGUGAUUCCAAAUUAUUUAGAAGACAUGGUAAAUACAUCCGAGGAAGAUGAAGUUUAA